Messenger RNA from Alexandromys fortis (reed vole), 3008 nucleotides. It is a transcript of the gene Galnt5, whose product is annotated as polypeptide N-acetylgalactosaminyltransferase 5. Gene Ontology annotation, molecular function: polypeptide N-acetylgalactosaminyltransferase activity. Lineage: Eukaryota; Metazoa; Chordata; Mammalia; Rodentia; Cricetidae. Gene Ontology annotation, cellular component: Golgi apparatus. The coding region runs from base 1 to 2784 and encodes 927 amino acids. The record is from RefSeq and is a predicted model, not a curated record. The transcript is spliced from 10 exons. Gene Ontology annotation, biological process: protein O-linked glycosylation.
AUGAACAAGAUCCGAAAGUUUUUCCGAGGAAGUGGGAGAGUCUUGGCAUUUAUAUUUGUAGCUUCUGUCAUCUGGCUACUCUUUGACAUGGCAGCUCUCCGCCUCUCAUUCAGUGAGAUCAGCACUGGGAUACUUAAAGAAAACAUCAGGAGGAGGGAGCAGACAGGGAUCAGAUUCCAGCCAGACCAAAUGAAGAUCCUUUACAACAACAUUCCAGGAAUGAAGCUGCCCCGGAAUGGAGUUUGGGGAAAGGAGAACUUUAGAAAGGCAGAGGACCACGCACUCAAGGUUGACGAGCAUAUGGACCAAGUCCAGAGGAGAGGGAAAAUGCAGAUCCCCUUGGGAAGGGGAAAAGCUGUACCUUUGUGGCAUGCUGCACAUCUGCGAACCCUCCCAGAGCCUCUUACUGUGCAGAAGACAGAUGGGAGAGACAGCAAACCUAAAGCCUCCUCCCAGCAUAUGACUCCCAAGCAAACAACAGUUUCAUCACAGAGGACCCCAUCUGCGGCAUCAAGAGGAACAUUACUGACCAAUAUAUCAGUACACACAGAAGCCUUUACUACAAAACAAGAGGCCCCAGAGAAUCACACUCUCAGCAGGCAGGCAUCAAAGCAAACAUCUGAAAAAACCCUGAAUGUGACCAUCAGGGUCAGGACUGACAGCUCAAAGCAGCAGUCACAGACAGUAACAAAAUCGAAGACACACUUUGCCAACUCUCCAAUCCUGAAAUCUGGGGAAGACGUAGCCAUAAAGAAAACUGAGGCUCAGGGCAAAGAACUAAAACACAAAGCCCAUAAAGUGUUACCUCUUUUUAAGUUUAUCGCUGAUACAAGUCGUUUAAAGAAGCAAUCUAUGAAUGAGACACAGCAGGGAGGCUUGCCAGAAGAUGAUAACGCCAAAGUGGCACCAGGGAAGAAACUGAACAUCUCAGAAAGCCAGGUUGUGGUUAUAACCAAAGAGGAGGACCUGAGGACAGAUACCAAAGAGGUGCCUGAUUUUAAAACCCAAACCAUCGUUCCUAAAUUACUGGGUGGAAGCCAAGAGAAACACUUCCCCAGGAAUCAAAGUGAGACAUCUUCCUCUCUGCUAGCUCCACAGAGAGCAGUGUCUCAAGCCAAGCUGUCCUUAGCAGGGGCACUCCAUCCAGGAAGAAGAAACUUGACUGCCAAGGCCCAGACUGUGGGAUACCAUCAAAACCACACAAAUACCCCUGAAAACCCUGGAAGGCAUCGUGUACUGAGAAUAGAUGUGACCCUUUCUCCAAGGGAUCCCAAUGCUCCGGGUCAGUUUGGGCGCCCUGUGGUGGUUCCGCCUGGAAAGAAGAAGGAGGCAGAACGAAGAUGGAAGGAAGGAAACUUCAAUGUCUACCUUAGUGACCUGAUUCCAGUGGACAGAGCCAUUGAAGACACAAGGCCUGCCGGGUGUGCAGAGCAGCUGGUUCACAAUGACCUCCCCACCACCAGCAUCAUCAUGUGCUUUGUAGAUGAGGUGUGGUCCGCUCUCCUGAGGUCCGUGCACAGCGUCCUCAAUCGCUCUCCUCCACACCUCAUCAAGGAGAUUCUGCUGGUGGAUGACUUCAGCACCAAAGACUACCUAAAAGCUGAUUUGGAUAAAUACAUGUCUCAGUUUCCAAAAGUGCGGAUUCUUCGCCUCAAAGAGAGACACGGCUUGAUCAGAGCGAGGCUGGCAGGGGCACAGAAUGCAACAGGGGAUGUGCUGACAUUCCUAGACUCUCAUGUGGAAUGCAAUGUGGGCUGGCUGGAACCGCUUCUUGAAAGAGUUUACUUAAAUAGGAAAAAAGUGGCCUGCCCAGUAAUUGAAGUCAUCAAUGACAAGGACAUGAGUUACAUGACAGUGGACAACUUCCAAAGAGGAGUCUUCACGUGGCCCAUGAACUUUGGCUGGAGAACAAUUCCUCCAGAUGUUGUUGCAAAAAGCGGGAUUAAAGAAACUGACGUGAUAAGGUGCCCAGUCAUGGCUGGCGGAUUAUUUUCUAUUGAUAAAAGUUACUUUUAUGAACUUGGAACUUAUGACCCUGGUCUUGAUGUUUGGGGAGGAGAAAAUAUGGAGCUGUCAUUCAAGGUCUGGAUGUGUGGUGGUGAAAUCGAGAUUGUUCCCUGUUCCAGAGUGGGCCACAUCUUCCGAAAUGACAAUCCGUACUCCUUCCCCAAAGACCGCAUGAAGACAGUGGAGCGGAACCUGGUGCGGGUGGCUGAAGUCUGGCUCGAUGAGUACAAGGACCUCUUCUACGGCCACGGGGAUCACCUCAUAGACCAAGGGUUGGAUGUGGGCAACCUGACCCAGCAAAAGGAGUUGCGGAAGAAGCUCAAGUGCAAAGGUUUCAAGUGGUACUUGGACAACGUCUUCCCUGAUUUGAAGGCUCCCGUUGUGAGAGCUAGUGGUGUGCUUGUGAAUGUGGCCUUGGGCAAGUGCAUUUCUGUUGAAAACACCACAGCCAUGCUGGAAGACUGUGAUGGGAGCAGCCAGCGUCAACAGUUCAAUUACACCUGGGUAAGACUGAUUAAACACGGACAGUGGUGCCUGGCUCCCGGCACUGAUAAGGGACCCCUGAGACUCCAGCCAUGUGAUAACAGAAACACCAGCCUCAAGUGGCUGCACAAAUCAGCAUCGAGCUUUCAUCCAGAACUGGUGGAUCACAUUGUCUUUGAACACUACCAGCAGUUGCUAUGCAUGGAAGGAAAUGCUUCUCAGAAGACGCUGACAGUGGCCACUUGUAACCCAAUGGAACCAUAUCAAAAGUGGAAAUUUGAACAAUACUAUUAAGGCUAAAGAAAGAUGGUUUAUCUAGUUAACCCUCCAGAUUAUCUGUGAAAAUGAGACUAAAGUUGGUGACUGUAUUUCUUUCCAUGGUAUUUUAAGUUUUCCAUUUCAAUAGCAUUUAAAUGGAAGGUUAUUUUUUAAAGAUAACUCAGGGAAACAGGUCACCAUUGGACUGGAAUUCUUCAGCUCUAGGUGGCCUUUGGAUGUGUCUGUGCCCGCCCAGUGCC